Eupeodes corollae is the source of this 670-nucleotide messenger RNA. RefSeq lists its product as uncharacterized. The record is from RefSeq and is a predicted model, not a curated record. Lineage: Eukaryota; Metazoa; Arthropoda; Insecta; Diptera; Syrphidae. The transcript is spliced from 4 exons. Bases 172 to 606 code for a protein of 144 amino acids.
UGGAAUAAAGUCAUCGGUGAUCGCGUCGUUCGUCGUGCGUGAGUACUCAACAGCAGGCUCCUAGAGGUUAAAUUUCUUAUAGCUUUGGGAACCAUUGAAUUUCCUGGGUUAUUAUUUAAGUAAAAAAGCGUUCCUUGAAAUCUUUACAAGAAAAAAAAAAGAAUAAUAAAAAUGUACACAAUUGAAAGAUUUUAUUGUGCUAGUUUACCAGUUGGAGCAAUUGCAUUUGGAUGGUAUACAAUUGUCUAUUCAAUAAUCACAGCGAUUUUAUGCAUUUUCCAAGGAAGUUUAACUGCUUUAUUUUUCUAUACCUUUCUCGGAGUGGGCAGUGGGGUUUUACUGUUAUUAGGAGUAAGAAAGAGUUUAGAUAUCCUCCUUCUUCCGUGGCUGGGAUUUAAUGCCUUUCAUAUUGUUAUCGUCACUCCAUUUACAUUAAUUACUCUACUAUUUAAUCAUUUAAGUGAACCCGGUGUUUUUAUUGGUUCCGUACUAUAUUUAGCCAUAUACACAAUUUUCAUCUGUUACGGAUGGAUUGGAGUUUUUUCACUGUAUCUUAAAUACAAAAACGGUGAAUCGCCAUCAACAAACCCUCGUGGACAAGUUUAAGAAUGGAACAAAUAGAUUUUAAAAUGUUUGUAGUUAAGAAAUAAAAUAUAAUUUUAAUAUAAAA